AUGGAGGACGCGGUGCGCGCAGCGAGGCCCUCGAAGGCUGCGAACGAGGACGCACUCUCAUUCCUCGACCUAUCAUCGGAGGUUCGAAAUUUGGUAUACACCCUGUUGUACGAGUAUCCGGACCCGCUGCUCGUCGUAGGCGCGUGGGACGGGGCGCGGCCUCAGCUAUAUCGGCAUGUUGGGGACAGAAACCAAACUCUCAUCCGCGCUCGCAGCUUCGAAUUCUGCCACCAUUUCGUCGGGUAUCCGCAGCCGUACGAGCUGGAGGGCGUUGCACAAGUCGGACUCAAUUUCUUUCUGACUUGCCACCAAAUUUACACCGAGGCGUCGUCCGUGUUCUACGCGAACAAUACGUUCUCGAUCACCAAGAUGUUCAUGCACCGAUUUCAAUCCCACGAUACAGAGGGUAUGCACCUCACCAUGGGGGCGAAGUGGCUGACCGGACUUGGUUCUCAGGUUUCCAUGCUUAGACGGGUCACACUGGAUCUAGAUCUUCUGUGCCCCUCAAGCUGCGAGACCGGGAUUGACUUCCUAUAUGUGGAUGGAGACGAGCUGCAUUUUCUCCGCUUUGGACCUCUCGUGCAGGCUAUGUGGAGCUACGACCACGACCUCGAUAUUAGCUUCGUGCAUUCACAGGGCAUGCUUGACCGUUUAUGGCGGCACAGCCACGGCUCGUUUCCUUCCAUGCCGUGUCCCCAUCCUAUCGACGUUAUGGCUCUAUCGAAGAUGCUCUGGUCUUUGCAUAAAGAUAGUCUGGGUAUCAGGAAACAUUGUCGGUUCAUCUCGGAUAUCGCAGUUGCUAGAAGUGGUGGAGAAGGGUUUGUCGUGUACAGAACGAAUGCCCUGCACGUGGAUCCUCGGCCAUAUGGCGUACUGCAACCUGGAGCACGCGAAAACACUAUUCGACGAUUUGCGGCUGACCGUGGCGAGAACCUUCGAAUGGAACCUCGAACGCCUCCAACCUUGCUCGGGCUACCCAAGGAUCUCCAGCAUCAAAUUUUCGGCCGUGUCAUGUUUCCUGUAGGAGGCGUGAUGGUCCAUUUAGACAAAGAUGUCAUAGUCGAGCUUGAGAAGAAUCGUUUCGCAGACAUCUUGGGACUCUCCGUUGCACAAGUCAACCAGGAGUUAGCGUUCAGAUAUGCAUCCGCAUUUUGGCGGAAUAAUACCUUUAUUCUUGGAAUGACUACGAGCGGCCCGCGUACGUCUUUCAAUGGGUUCUCCGCACUCCGCCGCUGGAUGUGCUCUGGGGCGAGUACCACCCUACCCUACCUUGGGGGCAAGGCCGAAAAGACCAAGGAAAUGGGCGGACUGCAGAUAGCCCUGCGAUUCAAGUUAUCGGAGCUACCGAAGCUACCGAAUUUAGGGACUCUGCGAAUAAACGUCAUCGACCUAGUUCUCAUUCUUGCACACAUCGAACGUCGGACCAAACUUGGCGACGUGGAGAUCCGCAUCGUGCUAUGGAAAUGUGACGAGGAUGGGCGCAAGACGUUCGUUGCCGAUACACCUACUAUGCUCCAUUGGCUUCGGAGCACCAUUUUCCAGGCAUUGUCAUGGAUCAUUAGUCGCGAUUCCUCGAUCGCGGAUGCCGGGUGUCCAGAUAUUUCAUUGAUGGUUUCGGCCAGGCAGUCGAAUAUCGUCUCGCCGGGACCACGAAUAUCCUCAAAAUACCGAUUCUGA
This is a messenger RNA of Trematosphaeria pertusa, 1677 nucleotides long. RefSeq lists its product as uncharacterized. NCBI's taxonomy places the organism in Eukaryota, Fungi, Ascomycota, Dothideomycetes, Pleosporales, Trematosphaeriaceae. The transcript has 2 exons. The coding region runs from base 1 to 1677 and encodes 558 amino acids. The record is from RefSeq and is a predicted model, not a curated record.